Messenger RNA from Umbelopsis ramanniana AG, 3644 nucleotides. RefSeq lists its product as uncharacterized. Gene Ontology annotation, biological process: vesicle transport along actin filament; actin filament organization. The coding region runs from base 169 to 3519 and encodes 1116 amino acids. NCBI's taxonomy places the organism in Eukaryota, Fungi, Mucoromycota, Umbelopsidomycetes, Umbelopsidales, Umbelopsidaceae. The transcript has 14 exons. Gene Ontology annotation, cellular component: vesicle; myosin complex; cytoplasm. Gene Ontology annotation, molecular function: actin filament binding; ATP binding; microfilament motor activity. The record is from RefSeq and is a predicted model, not a curated record.
UUGACUGCCAACGAACCGAAGGAGCAAAACAAUCUCUUCUUUUUGGGUUCGCCAAAAUCGACAACUUCCAUAUUUAGACCGGUUGUUUUGGCAGCGACCAAAAAUUUAACAAAAGAGGCAUCAGCGAUAUUUUGAACAUCAAUCCUUUUCUUACUUUUACUCUUUGUCAUGACACUAGGACUAGAGGAACGUGGUUCCUAUGUACACAGCCAUGGCACAACAGUAUUCCUCAAAUCCCACAGUGACCAGAGCCAAGACGCUGUUGCUCACGCCGCUUUUAAUGAAAAGCGUUGGGUGUGGGUGGAAGACGCAGACGAGGCUUAUGUAGCAGGUCAUAUACUGAGAGAGCUAGAGAAUGGUCAAUCCUUUGAAGUCGCUCUCAGCAGUGGUUCGGUCCGAACCGUCAGUGCAAGCGAAAUACACAAGAUGAACCCGCCAAAGUUUGAUCAAGUAGAGGAUGUUGCGGAACUUAGCUUUUUGAAUGAACCUUCAGUUGUACACAAUCUAAAGAUGCGAUAUCUUGCCAACAAUAUUUACACAUACUCUGGUCUCUUCUUGGUAGCCAUCAACCCGUACAAACGGCUACCCAUUUACACUGAGGAUGUUGUUAAGAUGUAUAAAGGAAAAAAGCGUGGUGAGGUACAGCCUCAUAUCUUUGCCACGGCGGAUCUGGCCUACUAUGAUAUGUUGCAGGACCGAGAGAACCAAAGUAUCCUUAUUACUGGAGAAUCAGGAGCUGGUAAAACAGAAAACACAAAGAUCGUGAUCCAGUACUUGGCAUCGGUCGCUGGCGAAGGUCGAGGAGCGAAUAAAUCGGCCGAUCGGCUAGAACAACAAAUUCUACAAGCAAACCCCAUCCUUGAGGCUUUCGGUAACGCUCAAACCAUCCGCAACAACAACUCUUCCCGCUUUGGUAAAUUCAUUCGCAUCGAAUUCAAUAUGCAAGGUCAAAUUGCUGGUGCCAACAUUGAAUGGUAUCUUUUGGAGAAGUCUCGAGUUCAUCAACAAUCUCCAAAGGAAAGAAAUUACCACAUCUUCUAUCAGCUGAUGCAUGCCGAUAGCGCCACCAGAGCCAAGCUUUUGUUGGAGAAUGAUGCUAGCCAAUACAACUACAUCAAGCGCUCAAAUCGAUAUAUCGAAGGAGUGGAUGAUGCACAAGAAUUCAAGAAUCUCAAGAAUGCAAUGGAUAUCAUGGGCUUUGAAGAAAAUGAACAAUUUGACUUCCUCAGAGUUGUUGCUGCCAUUCUACAUAUUGGAAACAUCAACGUAGUGGCAGACCGUGAUCGUGCUGAUAUUCGUGACUUUGCCGUCAUCGAGCGGGUCUGCCACCUUCUAGGUGUUCCUGCUCAAGAGUUCCGUAAAUGCCUUUUGACACCCAAGAUCAAGGCUGGACGCGAUUGGGUUAACCUUGCUAGAACCCAAGCUCAAGUCAUAUCCAGCUUGGAAGCGCUGGCCAAGGCUCUCUACGAACGCAGUUUCAGCAGUCUGGUGGGAAGAAUCAACAAGGCCAUUGACAGAAACGUCUCUGGAGACAAGCUUGGUUUCAUUGGUGUCCUCGAUAUUGCUGGUUUCGAAAUCUUUGAGGUCAAUAGCUUUGAACAGCUCUGUAUCAACUAUACAAAUGAAAUGCUUCAACAAUUCUUCAACCAUACCAUGUUUGAAAUUGAGCAAGAGGAAUAUCGCAAGGAAAACAUCGAUUGGUCUUAUAUUGACUUUGGCCUUGACCUUCAGCCCACCAUUGACUUGAUUGACAAAAUCAACCCCGUGGGCGUUUUGGCAUGCCUGGAAGAAGAGUGUGUUGCCCCCAGAGGAACAGAUCAACGUUUCCUGGAGAAGCUGAAUCGCACAUGGGGUGAUGUUGAUUCAAAAUACCAAAGAACUCGUUUCCAAGAUGGUUUCAUCAUACAACAUUAUGCAGCUGACGUUCAAUACUGCACCAAAGGAUGGCUUGAUAAGAACAAAGAUCCACUGAACGAAGAUGUUACCAGACUCCUUGCUCAGUCUUCAGAGUCUUAUGUUGCCAAUUUGUUUGAGGACUAUUUGCAAGAAGAUGAUCAAGGAAGCCUCCCAUCCUUGGCCAAGUUGCGUAAGGGUGGUGGUUCAUUCAGAACAGUUGGUCAGAGACACAAGCAACAGCUGAUGACCUUGAUGAAGACCCUUCGCAUGACCCAUCCUCAUUUUGUCCGGUGCAUUGUUCCUAACGUUCACAAGCGAGCUGGCGAUAUGGACAUUCCGCUAGUAUGCGACCAGCUUCGAUGCAACGGUGUGCUGGAGGGUAUUCGUAUCUGCAGAAAAGGUUUUCCCAACCGACUUCCGUUUGCUGCCUUUAAGCAACGCUAUGAGAUGCUCUGUCCUGAAGCUAUUGGCGAAGGAUUUGUUGAUUCACGUACAGCAUGCAAAGCACUUCUGAAGGGCAUGGAGCUGGAUCCAGAAAAGUACCGCAUUGGUACCACCAAGGUGUUUUUCAAAGCAACAGUGCUUGCAGAAAUGGAAGAAAUCAGAGACCGCAAGCUUUCUGCCAUCUUCACUACCAUCCAAUCUGUUUGCCGUGGUCACCUUGCUCGCAACCGAAUGCACAAGACAAGUCGACGCACUGAAGCUCUCAAGAUUAUUCAAAGAAACUCUCGCAUUUACCUUGUUCGCCGUGAAUGUCCUUUAUGGAAGCUCUAUGCAAGGAUGAAGCCGCUGCUAGGUGUGCAUAACCUGGAAUCCCAACUGAAGUCCAAAGAAAAGCAAAUUGAGGACCUUCAAACUCAAAUAACGGUUCGCGAAACUGAGCUUCGCACCGCCAGUCAACAGCAACGGGAUCUCGAAGCAGAGAAACGCGAGUACGCUAACCUGCUUGAACAAGAGCGUAUGGUGGCUCAAGACACAGCUGCCAGCCUCCUCAGCAACCAAGAAAAACUUGCGCUUGCUGAGGAAGAGCUACAGGAGAAGCAAAACAAGCUUGUAGCCGUUCAAAAGGAGAAAGAAGAGAGCGUUGCUUCUCUCACAACAGAAAACGCCGUUGAAAUGCAUAUUCAGAAAGCGGCAGAUACCACCGAAAAAGAUUUGGAAAUCGCAGAACUGAAGCGACAGCUCGAUCACUUUAUGCAGAAAGAAGAGGAAACGCGACGAAACGAGCUUGAGGAGCGAGCUCUCCUGCGAAAGCAGUUCGAAAGCACAAAAGAGGAAUUUCAGUCCAAGCUGGAAAACAUGACGCAAAAGGCAAAGAACCUUGAACAUGAUCUCAAAGAUAAGGAUCAGGAGCGUGAUAAAUUGGAGACAGAUCUACGUGACGAAAAAGCUGCACACUCUGCCUCGCAAAAGGAACUACAAGGACAGAUUAUUGACCUUCGAACUUCUUUGAAGGAUGAGCAGAAUGAAAAUACGUCACUCAAGAAUAGAAAUGCCGAGCUAGAGGAAGAGCUGGCUGCAUUGAUUGAAUUGCUGAAGGCUGAGCAGGCUGAAGCAACAGCUCGUCUUUCAAGGCUCGGUCAGCACUUGGAACGGCCUAGGAUCCGCAAAGCUAUAAAUUAGUUCCUAGCCUUUCCUCUAUAAACCCGUGGGAUUGCCCGCCCCCAUACGCAAUAUACCCCCAGCUGUACCAUACCAGUAAUCUUUCUCUAGUCCAGUUCACUUCCUGUAUCAAACGUACGUAAUAU